CACCGAUGCUCACCGGUGCAGGAGGUGGCGAAGAGGCGGCCGACCUGGUGCUCCUGCCGCGGAACCCCCCCGGGUAGAAACGGACCGAGAAGUCGCCGCUCGUUAACCGUGUGAAGCAUUAAAGCCCCGUGUAGCUGGACUGGUGUUGGAGGUGAACCAUGGAGGACGGGAAGCCAGUGUGGGCGCCCCACCCCACCGAGGGGUUCCAGUUAGGAAUGAUGGUCGACAUCGGAACCGACACGCUCACCAUAGAGCCACUGAACCAGAGAGGCAAGACUUUUCUUGCUCCGAUGAGCCACGUCUUCCCGGCAGAGGAUGAUGUCAACAAACACGUAGACGACAACUGUUCUCUUAUGUACUUGAACGAGGCCACUCUUCUCAACAAUGUCAGAGUGCGGUACAACAAAGAUCACAUCUACACCUACGUGGCUAACAUCCUGAUAGCUGUCAAUCCUUACUAUGACAUUCCAAAGCUGUACGGCCCUGAAGCUAUCAAGUCCUACCGAGGGAAGUCCUUGGGCACCCUGCCACCACAUGUUUUCGCUAUAGCGGACAAAGCCUACAGAGAUAUGAAGGUCCUAAAGAUGAGCCAGUCGAUCAUAGUUUCUGGAGAAUCUGGGGCUGGAAAGACGGAAAACACCAAGUUUGUUCUGAGAUAUCUGACAACAACUUAUGGAAGUGGCCAAGACAUCGACGAGAGAAUUGUAGAAGCCAAUCCUCUUCUGGAGGCUUUUGGAAAUGCAAAAACAGUCCGGAAUAAUAACAGCAGUCGCUUUGGGAAGUUUGUGGAGAUCCACUUUAAUGAUAAGAAUGCUGUUGUGGGUGGAUUUGUGUCGCAUUACCUGCUGGAGAAGUCCAGGAUUUGCAUGCAGAGUAACGACGAGAGGAAUUACCACAUCUUCUACCGACUGUGCGCCGGAGCGUCAGAGGAACUGAAGAAGACUUUACACCUGGACUCUCCAGACAGUUUCAGGUACCUGAACCGAGGAUGUACCAGAUACUUCGCCAGUAAAGACUCCGAUAAACAAAUCAUGCAGAGUCGCAAGAGUCCUGAGGACAACAAGCAUCUGAAGUUGGGCGCUCUGAAGGACCCCCUUGUGGACGACCAGGGAGAUUUCAACAGGAUGUGUGUGGCCAUGAAGAAGAUCGGUCUGGACGACACGGAGAAGCUGGACCUGUUCCGGGUCGUCUCUGGCGUCCUGCAUUUGGGAAACAUCGACUUUGAGGAAACAGGAAGUUCUUCAGGCGGUUGUAUCUUAAAGAACCACUCAGACCAGACUCUGGAGUACUGCGCCGACCUGUUGGGUUUGGAUAAGGACGACCUGCGGGUCAGCCUGACAACCAGAGUCAUGCUCACUACAGCAGGGGGCGCCAAAGGCACAGUUAUCAAGGUGCCUCUAAAGGUGGAACAGGCGAACAAUGCCCGGGACGCCCUGGCCAAAGCGGUGUACAGCCGCCUCUUUGAUCACGUGGUCAAGCGAGUCAACCAGUGCUUCCCCUUCCAGGCCUCCUCCAACUUCAUCGGCGUGUUGGACAUUGCUGGAUUUGAGUAUUUUGAGCACAACAGCUUUGAGCAGUUCUGCAUCAAUUACUGCAAUGAGAAACUGCAGCAGUUCUUCAACGAGCGCAUUCUGAAGGAGGAGCAAGAACUUUAUCAAAAGGAAGGGCUGGGAGUGAAUGAGGUGCAUUAUGUUGAUAACCAAGACUGCAUAGAUCUCGUGGAGUCUAAGACGGUGGGCAUUUUAGACAUCCUGGAUGAAGAGAAUCGUCUCCCUCAGCCCAGUGACCAGCACUUUGCUCUGGCAAUUCACAGCAAGCACAAAGAGCACUUCAGGCUCACGGUUCCGAGGAAGUCGAAACUAGCUGUCCACAGAAAUCUUCGCGAUGACGAAGGCUUUAUCAUCAGACACUUUGCAGGAGCCGUCUGCUAUGAAACUACACGCUUCGUGGAGAAGAAUAAUGACGCACUCCACAUGUCCUUGGAGAGUUUAGUGUGCGAAUCAAAAGACAAAUUUGUUCGGCAACUGUUUGAGAACUCCAGCACCAUCAAGGACUCCAAACAGAAGGCGGGCAAGCUCAGCUUCAUCAGCGUCGGCAACAAAUUCAAGACUCAGCUAAACUUACUGCUUGAUAAGCUUCGCAGCACAGGCUCAAGUUUCAUUCGAUGCGUGAAACCUAAUUUGAAGAUGGUCAGCCACCAGUUUGAAGGAGCUCUAAUCCUCUCACAGCUGCAGUGUGCCGGAAUGGUGUCAGUGUUGGACCUGAUGCAGGGGGGGUUCCCCUCCAGGGCCCCCUUCCAUGAGCUCUACAACAUGUAUAAGGCGUACAUGCCGGAGAAGCUCACACGGCUGAAUCCACGCCUCUUUUGUAAGGCUUUGUUCAAAGCCCUCGGCCUAAAUGAUAAUGACUUCAAGUUCGGAUUGACCAAAGUGUUCUUCCGCCCAGGAAAGUUUGCAGAGUUCGACCAGAUCAUGAAGUCCGAUCCGGACCACCUCGCAGAGCUGCUGAAGAAGGUCAACAAGUGGUUGCUGUGCAGCCGCUGGAAGAAGGUCCAGUGGUGUUGCCUGUCAGUCAUCAAGCUCCGAAACAAAAUGAGAUACAGAGCGGUGGCCUGCAUUAAGAUUCAGAAGACUGUCCGCAUGUGGUUGUGUAAGAAGAAGCAUAAGCCACGGAUCGACGGCAUGGUGAAGGUUCGAAACCUCAAAAAACACAUGGAACGGUUAAAUGAGGUGGUGACCGGGCUGAAGGAAGGAAAGCAGGAGAUGAGCAAGCAAGUUCAGGAGCUCGGUUCAGCCAUAGACGCGCUGUUAGCCAAGAUAAAGACCUCAAUAAUGACCUGGAAGGAGAUCGACACAGAGUACCAGAAGCUGGUGAAACACUCGGAGCAGCUGCUGUCCUCCAUAAAGAAGAAGAAGCAGGAGGAGGAAGAGGUGGAGAGACUGAAGCACAUCGAGGAGGAGAUGGACAAAGAGAGGAAGACAAGAGAAAAGGAGGAGCAACGACGCAAACAGGAAGAAGAGGACAGGAGACUCAAAUCAGAGAUGGAGCUGAAACGAAAACAGGAAGAGGAAGACCGAAAAAAGAGAAAAGAAGAAGAAAAAGUUAUUCAGGCGGAGCUGGAAAUCCAGAUGGCCGCGGAGCGCGAGGAGCAGGCCCAGCGUGCCGCCAUGUUGGAGCAGGAGCGGCGAGACCGGGAGUUGGCCAUGAGGAUCGCUCAGAGCGAGGCGGAGCUCAUCACAGAGGAAGGCCAGGGCGACGCCGGCCUGCGCAGUGAUGACUCUUUUUCAGAUCUUCCUAUCUCUUCGUCCUCAGCCAGAGCCAUGGGUCCUCAGGUGCAGGCGACCAAAGCUGCAGCUGGUGUGAAAAAGUAUGAUCUCAGCAAGUGGAAGUAUGCCGAGCUGCGGGAUGUCAUCAACACUUCUUGUGAUAUUGAGCUGCUGGCAGCCUGCAGAGAGGAGUUCCACCGUCGCCUGAAGGUCUAUCAUGCAUGGAAGGCCAAGAACAAGAAACGUGACGAUGAUGGCAGUGAUCAGAGGGCUCCGAAAUCUGUCACGGACUACGCCGAACAGAACCCGGCUCCUCCGACGACAGCUCAGCAUCAGGAGGUGGCCAUGAACCGCCAGCAGCGUUACUUCCGCAUUCCCUUCAUCCGACCCGCCGACCAGUACAAGGACCCCCAGAACAAAAAGAAGGGCUGGUGGUACGCCCACUUCGACGGGCCGUGGAUAGCCCGACAGAUGGAACUUCAUCCAGACAAACAGCCUAUCGUGUUGGUAGCUGGUAAAGACGACAUGGAGAUGUGCGAGCUCAGCCUGGAGGAGACGGGUCUUACCAGGAAGCGCGGGGCUGAGAUUUUGCCCAGGCAAUUCGAGGAGAUCUGGGAACGCUGUGGUGGAAUUCAGUACCUGAAGAAGGCCAUAGAGAACAAACAGGCCCGUCCAACCUACGCCACUGCCAUGCUGCAAAGUCUCCUCCACUGAACACCCCUGAAAAUUCAACAUAACACUACUACACAUUAAAGGAGAGCAGUGGAAUUGUGUUUUUGCAAUUUUCCUAUCAUCCUCAAGUUUUAUCCACUUGAAUAUAUUCCUUUAUUUACCACUUUCUUCUUUUGUUUCUGGGUUUAAGUUUGUAGUGAAACAUUUAUGGUGGACAAUUAAUAUUGUUGUUUUUUUUUUAAUCUAAAAUCCAUUACUGAUGCCUUAAUUUACAAAAUAUUUGCACUGUUAAGUCUAAAUUGGUUUAAUGUAAAACCUUGAUCUAUAGCAAAUGACAUAGUUUUCCCACUUUUAUUUUAUUGUAAUGAACCAGAGAAACUUAAGACAAAUUUAGUACUUUAUGACUUGGGAAUUUAAGAAUUCUAUCUCCUUGUAUUGUUGAUAACAGCUAGUCAAAUUGAGUAUUAUAUUUAUUUUUUUGUCAAUUAAUACAUUUAAUUUACAAAAAUAUGCUUUUUAGCCUUUCUUCUUAUGUUUUCCAAACAUCUCAAAAGACACAAAAUUCCUAACUAAAAGAAUCCUUUAUGGUUUGCAGUUUCUGUGUGCUGCUGUUUUAAAGAGCAAAAAUGCAAUUUGUGUGUGUGCUGUUUUUAUUCAUUAAACAUUUCAUUCAGCUCAGUGCUCAACACUUGUUCAGUUGUAAGCAUUUUAAUCAUUUUCUUUGUGAGUCAAAUGCUUUUUCAGAUUCAAAUCUAUGCACUAAAACUUCUGAUGAACUAAGUGCUGAUUUAAAAAUGUUAUGUUCAGUUGCAUGACUUUGCUCUGGAAAACUAUACAAAAUAAACAGAUAUGAUCAUGGUGUA
Messenger RNA from Oryzias melastigma (Indian medaka), 4801 nucleotides. RefSeq names its product myosin VIb (gene myo6b). Gene Ontology annotation, molecular function: microfilament motor activity; actin filament binding; ATP binding. Gene Ontology annotation, biological process: inner ear auditory receptor cell differentiation; inner ear morphogenesis; actin filament organization. The transcript is spliced from 34 exons. Lineage: Eukaryota; Metazoa; Chordata; Actinopteri; Beloniformes; Adrianichthyidae. The coding region runs from base 159 to 3980 and encodes 1273 amino acids. The record is from RefSeq and is a predicted model, not a curated record. Gene Ontology annotation, cellular component: endocytic vesicle; myosin complex; actin cytoskeleton.